Molecule: messenger RNA, 1658 nt
Organism: Durotheca rogersii
Lineage: Eukaryota; Fungi; Ascomycota; Sordariomycetes; Xylariales; Xylariaceae
Product: ribonuclease H-like domain-containing protein
Exons: 1
Coding region: 303-1244 (313 amino acids)
Biological process (GO): DNA replication, removal of RNA primer
Molecular function (GO): nucleic acid binding; RNA-DNA hybrid ribonuclease activity
Source: RefSeq, a predicted model, not a curated record
AUUAAGAUGGAUACCCCAUUUUAUUGGAACGUCAGUCUAGACAUUAAAAAUGGGGAAUCCUACCCCAAAAUGGGGGUUUUUUCCCCAGAUGUAGCUAUGCGACUCCGUACCCUCCUCGUCUCUCCGCAGGCCACAUCGGCACGACGUGCCUGUUGCUAGCGAUACGAGGGAACAUCGCCGCCUCUUCCGCCUCCGCCGCCUCCGCCGUCCCGCCCGCUGGCAUCAUCGUGACACCCGUAACCUUCCGGUGGCCGUCGCAGCCUGUGUGUGUCGGGUGGUCAUUGUCCUCCUCGCCAUCUUCGAUGCCGCCUUCCUUGUCGACAGCUGCUUCUGUUCUGCCUUUUCCCCUUUCUCGUCGUCCUUUACGCCCUCUUCUCCUUAAACUCCUCCCCUCUCCUCUUCUCUCCUCUCUGUCUCCGCCCGUCGAAUCCGUCUCGCAGCGCCCGUAUCACACCGCAAUCGAGCGUCCCGCCGGCGCCUAUACGCGAGAGAGCCGCGACCGCCGCGACGCGGACGGCCCCUCCUCAACGUCUAGCGGCGCAGUAUGUCUGCCAUGGUACUACCCAGGCCCCGCAGGCUUUUCCGGUCCGGUGGAUGAGUUCAACGAGCCCAUCGAGCGGCUCUUCGUCCCGGAACUGAGCGUCAUGCACCGCCUGAUCCCUCCCUCGCAGCUCGUGACCUUCAACAGCGCCAAAGACUUAUCGCAGCUGCUCUACGUGCACCCGCGCACCGGCGCCGUCCAGCCGGACCCCAUGACCGCCGUCGUCUGCAUCGACGGUGCCUGCCGUGACAACGGUCGCCCCACGGCCCGCGCCGGCUGGGGCGUGUACUUCGGACCAAGCUCACGUUACAACGCCCACGGCCGCGUCGCCGCAGACUUGCCGCAGACGAGCUCUCGGGCCGAGAUCGAGGCCCUGGCGCAGGCCCUAAAAAUCUUGCGGGAGAUCGCGGUCGCCGACUUGACGCUACAGGAGUUCCGCAUCGUGAGCGACUCGGAGUACCUGGUCAAGGUCAUGACGCUGUGGAUCAGCAGCUGGGUCAGGAACGGGGGCCGCCGGACCGAUCGGUCCCCCGUCCAGCACUUCGAGACGCUGCGCCGCCUCUAUAAGACGAUCGACGAGAUGUACUACGACGACUUGGGCGCACUAAACGUCAAGUUCUGGCACGUGCCCCGCAAGAGUAACAAGGGGGCGGACGCUCUGGCGAACCGGGCGCUGAACGCAGAAAGGGGAGGUCGUGGUUAAGUAUCGUCCAUCCUGGGACGGCGUCGAAUCGGGGAUCAGGCCCGAGGCGGGGGUUGCGACUGGCAAGGCGAGAGAAUAUUGAAAAGAAAUUCGUGAGAGGGCUACCUGCCGAAUCUGGCAUUCAAGAUACCUAGCAAAGACAUCAAGCCAUUGACCUACCUAGGGAUACGGCACACGUACACUCCAUUGCCAUUUUGCACAGGAGGGGAGCGGAGGCGGAAGAGGAAGAUGACAGGAGGACAUGUGAAAGAGGAGGAAUGUAGGUAAUUGUUGGUAGCAUGUAUCUGCACCUAGGUACGCAAUGCUAGCAGAUGGGAUGGUAGCGGCGAGGUGGCCAGAAUGUGUCUUAAGCUACCUAGAUACCUACUACCUACCUAAUAAAUAUAGGCACCUAGCAUCGGCGUCGUCUGGCGA